AUGGAACCUGCUCAAGACUUACUUGCCCGGUCCUUGCCACUACUCAUCUUUAUUGGCAGAACUCAAAAUCCAUCAGUCUCAUAUGAGUGGAUCUCUCGUGAACUGUUACAUCCAUGGGCUAUGUUCUAUGAAGAUAUACUUGCUGCACUUGAAGGCCUUGAUCUCAGUGACCUUAUCAGUCUAACUGAUUCACUUGAAAAUGAAAGGUUCCUAGUUGGGAAUGAGCUUGGCCUAACAUCUCGAUUCGAUUGGAAUGUCUGUGGUGCUGUGUCCAAGGCCUUAUCUGUCUCGACCCAACGAAAUAUCUGCUUUGGAGAUCUUCAUUGUGUCAACCCAAUGCCCUAA
Molecule: messenger RNA, 345 nt
Organism: Monascus purpureus
Lineage: Eukaryota; Fungi; Ascomycota; Eurotiomycetes; Eurotiales; Aspergillaceae
Source: the annotation of a GenBank genome assembly